Messenger RNA from Plasmodium cynomolgi strain B, 2652 nucleotides. RefSeq lists its product as hypothetical. The transcript is spliced from 9 exons. The record is from RefSeq and is a predicted model, not a curated record. NCBI's taxonomy places the organism in Eukaryota, Apicomplexa, Aconoidasida, Haemosporida, Plasmodiidae. Bases 1 to 1548 code for a protein of 515 amino acids.
AUGAACAAAGAAAACACAGAAAAGCUAAUCAGCAUAAUAAAUUUGCUGGAUAAAAUAUCCGAGCGCAAUGAUGCCAAGAACCCCAAGUAUGAUAAAGUUAAAAGCUUUUUUUCAAGCGAGCUGUCAAAGACAUUCGACACUUUGGACAAUCAGAAGUCGAUGUUUCCGUUGCACUGCGAAAAUGAUACACGCGAUUUUAGUGCCAAGCAAAUAAUUGACAAAAUUAAAAAGACGAAAAGUUUUUUCUAUUUCAAUAAGUCAUACUCGAGUGAACGGGACGAAUCCACGUGUGGCGACAGAGCAUGGGUUGCGACGAGGAAGGGGGGGGAUGUUCCUCAAAAUGAGGGGCAAACUGAGCAGCAAACUGAGCAUCAGACCGAGCCGCUAAGAGAACCACCAAGCAAACCGCUAAGAGAACCGCCAAACGAACCGCCAAACGAACCGCCAAGCGAACCGCCAAGCGAACAGCUAAGCGAACAGCUAAGCGAAUCCCCAAAAGGCGCACAUGCGCGAGAGCAGCGGUCCCGCAAGGAAGACUCAACCGAACGAGUAAAUAACAAGUGCACACAUUUUCAUGAUAUUCACGGGGAAGGGAAAAAAUCGACAAGCAUAACAGAGACAACUGGUUGCGUGAAAGGAUCUAAUCAGGACUCCAAAACAAACACAACAUUUUCAUUCGAAAGUGAAGGUUUUUCCUCUGCUAAAAGGUAUACAGGUAGUUUCCACUUUAAAAGAAAGUCGCAACAUGAACCAAGAGACUACUUCAGUGACACUGAAUUGUUGGAAUAUAAUAACUCGAGUAGGAAAAAAAAAAAUUUGCUAGAAAUGUUAAAAAGGCAGCAGGUCAGGAAGUAUAAGGAGGAGUUGCGUGCGGACUCAGUGGACAAUUCGGCAUUCAUUGCUCCAUCGAAGAAGUGCGGACGUGUUCACGAGGAAGUUGAGGCAGAUGAAUACUUAGAUCACAAGGGUCUCGGGCAGUUACUGGAAAAAAUCAUAGAACAUUUGAACGUCAACCUGAAGGAGGCAAUGAAUAAAUACGUGAAGGAGAUAAACAAACUGAACAAGGCGAACGACACGCUAAGCAGAAAGCUCGAAACUGCCGUUGAGAACAACGAUGAACAGGCCCAAGAAAUCAGAGACCUGAACAAACGGAUAAGUCAAAUAGGGGAGGAGAAAACCGAAAUGAACAAGCGCAUCGAGAGUUACGAAUUUACAAUACACAAAUCAAAGAAAUUAAAAAAUGAGGGACAAGGCGACAACGAAGCAAAAGGUGCCCUGGAAAUGGAAAUAAAAAAUCUAAAGAGGGAAUUAAACCUGGCCAAUUCAUUGAACGAAAAAAUAAAACAUGAAAAGUUGUCUCUCCAGGAAAAAAUAAAAAAUAAAACGGAUAAACUUAGGAGAGAAAAAGACAAACUAAAAAAAGCCAAUGACUUACUUUUGGAAAAGAGCAACUUACUCGUGCAGCUGCAGACGCCCGUCACGUUCGAUGUACCAUCCCUAAAGGUAGCAUCAAAAAAAAUGUGCAUGUAUGAAUGCAGUUGUGAGUAAAUGGUUUCGUCUAAAGCUGACUUACCAAAAAACGAAAGGGGGGUAGAAGGUGCUCAGUUCUGCACAGACGGAGGCGUGAACGAAUCAACAGGUGAGGAGAGACAAUUAAAGGCCAAACUGAAAAAGCACAACUUAACGAAUAAGGAGUGGAAUGACAGACGUAUGCACAGAAUCAGACAUGUAGACUAUACAUCCCUCUCCAAUAAUCCUCGCUCACCUCGCAGUUACCGAAGUGACACCAUUUUGGAUAAUUACGAGAGAGUAAAAAGCAAGCUGCUCGAAAGCAACGAGAAAUGCUAUUUUUUAUCCAAAACGAAUCUUGAAUUAUUUAAAGGAUUAAAAAGAAAAAGGAAAAAAAUUGACACGUUAAAUAAGCAGAUGUCUUAUCUGAAAUGUUUUGUGAAAGGAAAGCAAAAAAUGGAUCGAUGCAAUGAAUAUCACUCAAAAGUAUACCUUAUGGAAAAAGGAGGGCAAAGGAGUUUAUCCUCCACACAUUGCCACAAAUACAUUUAUAUAUCUCCUUUUGCGUGUAGAUAUAACGUCCAUCCUGUUGAUGUGGUGGAUUCUCAUUUCGAUGGAUCCCUUUUUUGCUGCCUUUACAAUUGUCAGGAAAACAAUACCCACACGUGCGAUGGCAUGGGAAACAAUAAAAGUCACGUCCCAUGUGAAGAGGAAUACAAACCUGCGCAAACAAGUGAACAUAAUUCGUUCGCCAAAAUGUACGACCAUGCACAAGGGGAGGAAAUUCAAGGCCUCGAGAAAAAUUAUCACAAUUUAACUAAUGAACACAAACUGUUGAAGAAAAAAUACGAACUGCUAUACAAAAAAUAUGCGCGAUUGCUAGGAAAGGAGUCGAAUAAAAGCAACGACUUUGCCUUUAAACGACAGAAGGGGGAGGAAACUGUGCCAACGGAGAGUGACGUGAUUCACUCGUUUUACGUGAAAGGGGGGCAAGACAGGUUGGGGAGACCCUUCCAGCGGUGUUACAGUUUGAAGCGACCCCUCCAGCAGGGCGACAGUUUGAAGAGACCCCUCCAGCAGGGUGACAGUUUGAAGAGACCCUUCCAACGGGGGGACAAUUUAAUAAAUUACAUAAAAGCGAAG